AUGUCUUCUCUAAACUGGGAUUAUGUCCUGAAGUUCGUGAUCAUCGGAGAUGCAGCUGUGGGAAAGAGCAGUCUCCUUGUGCGGCUCACAGACCAGAAGUUCUUAUCUAAACCUGAUCCUACGCUCGGUGUAGAAUUUGGCUCCAAGUUGAUUUCUCUUGCGGACGAAAACAAGACUGUGAAAUUGCAAUGUUGGGACACCGCUGGUACUGAAUCCUUCCGUUCAAUUACCCGAUCAUACUACCGAGGAGCAGCGGGUGCAUUGCUCGUUUACGACGUGACCUCGCGAGCCAGCUUUGAACACACUAGAACAUGGCUUUCCGAUGUACGAGAACAUGCCGAUCCCAACCUCACCUGCAUUCUUGUUGCCAACAAAGUCGAUCUAUGUGUGGAUGAAGGACGGGAGGGAGACAGCACACCACCUACGAGCGUCAAAAGCGGACGCAAACACCGCGAAGUAUCUCGUGAUGAAGCGGAGAAAUUUGCACGAGAGGAGGGGCUAUUGUUUAUCGAAGCUAGUGCAAAGACGGGAGAGAACGUCGACCGGGCAUUCGAGGAAGCAACACGUGACAUCCUUCACAAGAUCAGGCAGGGCGUCUUUGACGAUAACAAGUCCCCAGGAGUCAAGUCUACUCGCCCACGCAAUGACCCUAAUACCUUGCAACUUGAAGACACCCGGCGCCGUGGUGCUUGUUGCUAG
Molecule: messenger RNA, 699 nt
Organism: Rhizoctonia solani
Lineage: Eukaryota; Fungi; Basidiomycota; Agaricomycetes; Cantharellales; Ceratobasidiaceae
Product: GTP-binding protein YPTC4
Exons: 9
Coding region: 1-699 (232 amino acids)
Biological process (GO): regulation of endocytosis
Cellular component (GO): endosome
Molecular function (GO): GTP binding; GTPase activity
Source: RefSeq, a predicted model, not a curated record